Molecule: messenger RNA, 1581 nt
Organism: Hyalella azteca
Lineage: Eukaryota; Metazoa; Arthropoda; Malacostraca; Amphipoda; Hyalellidae
Exons: 5
Coding region: 177-1040 (287 amino acids)
Source: RefSeq, a predicted model, not a curated record
UAAACCUUUUGUUUAAGCCUCUACUGCACUUUAUAAAAUUCCCUACAGGGUAUCCCUAUCAUUACUGCCAACAUUAUAGAGUAGAAACUUCAACCACAUUGAUUUACAAUUCUCAUCGCAUGUGAUGCUGGCAUCCAUUACUAAAGAAUGCAUGGUUAUGCUGCACCAACUCUCAGAUGCUGCAGUCUGCAGUGGCAGACGCCCUGAGCCAAGCCUCUCUCGAGCAUCUCCUGGUGCAGUCUGCAGUGGCAGAUUCCCUGAGCCAAGCCUCUCUCAAGCAUCUCCUGGUGCAGUCUGCAGUGGCAGAUGCCCUGAGCCAAGCCUCUCUCAAGCAUCUCCUGGUGCAGUCUGCAGUGGCAGAUGCCCUGAGCCAAGCCUCUCUCAAGCAUCUCCUGGUGCAGUCUGCAGUGGCAGAUGCCCUGAGCAAAGCCUCUCUCAAGCAUCUCCUGGUGCAGUCUGCAGUGGCAGACGCCCUGAGCCAAGCCUCUCUCAAGCAUCUCCUGGUGCUGGCAAAGUCAAGUCUGAAGCUUUGGAAAUGGUUGAACCUUCUCCGGUCAUCAAAGUUUCUGCUAUCUCCAUCAAAAAAGAGCUUGAUGAUGAAACUGAGGACUUAUCCAUCAAAGAAGAGACAUUCUUGUAUGGAAAUGAGGCUUGCCCAACUGAACAGCUCAGCCAUGCACCUGCAUUCUCCUCUUGUUUGCCAUGCAAGAUGGAAGUUCAUGUUGAGGAUCAUGGCAACCACCCAAGCUCAUCACAGAACAUUUCUGCUCUGUUGGUCAAUCAGUGCGAAGCUGGUGGGUCAGCAUCGGCAUCAGGAGAUGCUGCUGACAACGCUGGCGUCUCUGGGGCGUCCAACUCCAGGCAAGGCAGGAGGCUUGGUUGUUCCCAGCGUGGAUUGGUGCCUGCAAGUGCAGGUCAACAGCAGCAGCACAUUCAUCAAGAACAUCUUGCUUCAGGAUCCCAUCGUUCCUCUGACUGCGACAACACCUCUAGUUCAGGGAGUGGACUGCAGCAGAACGAUAAUGCUAUGCAUUCGAUAAAAGACUCACUGCAGUGCCAAGACUGUGGUUAUAAAUGUACCACGAAGAAAUCAAUGCAAAAGCAUAUAGCUUGCAAACACUUACGCAGAAGUAAACACCAAUGUCACUUCUGUUUAAAUUCGUGUGCCACCAAAGCUGGACUCAAACAACAUAUUCUCUUGAGGCAUCCUCAGGGAAAUUCACAGAAAUUUUCUAAUGUUAAAUACGUUGAUGGUUGCAAAAAAAUCCUGCACAAGCAUUGCAUUUCUAAAUUGUCAACAAUGAAGAAAAUGGGCUGCACUGAGUGUGAUUUUGCUUGCACUACAAAAAGAAGCUCGAAAAGGCAUUUUCUUUUUAAACAUUCAACAGAAAAACUUAUUCAGUGUUCUGAGUGUGAUUAUUCUUGCAUCGCAAAAAACUUGAAACGUCAUUUUCUAAAUAUGCAUUCAGCAGAAAAACCUUUUCAGUGCACCGAGUGUGAUUAUGCUUGCACGACAAAUAGGAACUUGAAGCGACAUUUUCUUCAAAAGCAUUCAACAGAAAAACCUUUUCAGUGCACUGA